CUCUCUAUUUCUUCUCUUAAAAUACCCCCACACAAAAAGAAAAUGGUUAGUCUCACAAACCCAAAAAGCCCUCUCUCUUCUCUUCACAUUUUCUCCACUUCUACCCCAUCAUCAUCAUCAUCAUCAUCUAUAACAACCAUGAAAGUUAAAACCCUAAUUCAUCUCAUAUUUUCCCACAUUUGCCACCUUCUUAGAGCACUUUCUAAGGCCAAAUCUAAUUUCCUAAAGACUUUCAAGGAAAAUCAAAUCAUGUACUUUAAACAAACAAAGAAGAACAAGUAUAGGAACAAAAUCCUUUUUGGGUCUUUUAGACUUCAUUAUAAUUGGUGUUCUUCAUCUCAUGCCCAUGUUUUGCCUAUUCCUUCUCCUAUACUAAUUAAUAAUAAUACAAGUAGUAGUGAUAUCUAUUAUGAUUCUACUUGGAACUCAAUUUAUGCCACUCAUGAUGAAAAUCAUGAUCAUGAUCAAGUUUUUAAUGGUAAUGUUGGUAAUUGUAAGGAAGAUCAAGGACAACUUUCAAGUUAUCUACAAUGGUUGGAAGAAAAAGGUAGCAAAAAUGAGAAUUUGGUGUAUGAAGUUGAGAAUGAGAUUGAUAAGUUGGCAGAUAUGUUUAUAGCUAAUUCUCAUGAGAAGUUUAGGUUGGAGAAGAUUGAAUCUUAUAGAAGAUGCCAGGAAUUGCUUGCUAGAAGUUUGUAAGAGAAAGAACAAAUUAAAUAAUAUUUGUUUAAUUCGUUUUAUUAUACGUGCUACUAAUGGUGAUAUUUUUCUACUGAACAUGUUAGUAUCAGUUAUAAGUAUUUCAGAACGGAGAUAAUAAGGAAGUGGGCAUAAGUAAAUUAGUUCGCUAAUUAAGAUUAGUUAAUUCCUUUUAGAAAUAGUUUAUUAUAUUUAUUACUUAUUAUUUUUACUUUUAUAUGUUAGUCAUAGAUUUGUGUUAGCUAAUCAAGGGAAGCACUAGCCAAUAGGGGAGAAAACUAGAGAUGUUUGGGGAUUGUGAAUGCGAUAUUCUAGUGUACGUCUGUAAGAUUGAGCUUAAAAAAUAAGUUUCUUUCUCUUUAAGAGAAACAUAUGAUAAUAUUUUGUACGAAGAGGAUGUGUAUUUGAAGAAUUGUACAUGAAGAUAGUGGGAUUAUGAGGCAUUAAUUUGAGAGAUCUUUAGUCUACAUUUUUUGAGCAAUCUUUUUUUUAUUUGUUAAUUAUUAUAAAAUAGUCAAUCUAUAUUAAUUAUAAAAAACAGUCUA
Messenger RNA from Amaranthus tricolor (Joseph's coat), 1241 nucleotides. RefSeq lists its product as uncharacterized. Lineage: Eukaryota; Viridiplantae; Streptophyta; Magnoliopsida; Caryophyllales; Amaranthaceae. The coding region runs from base 43 to 696 and encodes 217 amino acids. The transcript has a single exon. The record is from RefSeq and is a predicted model, not a curated record.